Messenger RNA from Musca vetustissima, 2899 nucleotides. RefSeq names its product 3-hydroxy-3-methylglutaryl-coenzyme A reductase (gene Hmgcr). Lineage: Eukaryota; Metazoa; Arthropoda; Insecta; Diptera; Muscidae. Gene Ontology annotation, biological process: sterol biosynthetic process; isoprenoid biosynthetic process; coenzyme A metabolic process. Gene Ontology annotation, cellular component: endoplasmic reticulum membrane; peroxisomal membrane. The coding region runs from base 15 to 2888 and encodes 957 amino acids. The transcript is spliced from 6 exons. The record is from RefSeq and is a predicted model, not a curated record. Gene Ontology annotation, molecular function: NADP binding; protein binding; hydroxymethylglutaryl-CoA reductase (NADPH) activity.
AAUUUGUCAACAUCAUGAUUGGACGCUUAUUUCGCGCCCAUGGCGAAUUUUGUGCCUCCCAUCCAUGGGAGGUCAUUGUAGCAUUGCUAACAGUGACCGCCUGUAUGCUGACCGUGGAUAAACAGCAAUAUUUUACCGGUGCCUCAGCGACGACAGCUGAUGGUGGUGGCGGGAGUGGGAGCGGUUUACCUAGCAGCUCCUCAUCAUCAGGCCGUUACCGACCACCCUGCCACGGUUGGACACAAUCCUGUGAUGGCCUAGAGGCUGAAUAUAAUGCGGCCGAUGUCAUUGUCAUGACAAUUGUACGCUGUGCCGCUGUCCUCUAUUGUUAUUAUCAAUUUUGCAGUCUACACAAAUUGGGUUCCAAAUAUAUACUGGGUAUUGCCGGUCUAUUUACCGUCUUCUCCAGUUUUAUAUUUACCACGACAAUAAUCAAGUUCCUAGGCAGUGACAUUACAGACUUAAAAGAUGCAUUAUUUUUCCUAUUACUCUUGAUUGAUCUCUCAAAUUCGGGUACUUUGGCACAACUAGCUCUGGCUGGUACCAAUCAAGCUGAAGUAACACAUAAUAUAGCACGUGGUCUGGAACUAUUGGGUCCAGCAAUAUCUCUCGAUACAAUUGUUGAAACCUUGGUGAUAGGUGUUGGUACUCUAUCCGGUGUACAGCGACUUGAAGUGCUGUGUACAUUUGCCGUUAUGUCCGUCAUUGUCAAUUAUGUUGUGUUUAUGACAUUCUAUCCAGCAUGUCUGUCGCUGAUAUUAGAUUUAUCUCGUAGCGGUAUGGAUAUGUCGAUGGUAAGGGCAAGAGCACGUGAUUCGAUUCUAUUGAAAGCCCUGAAUGAAGAAGAACAGAAGGCAAAUCCCGUUGUGCAACGUGUGAAAAUUAUUAUGACCACUGGACUUAUGAUUGUCCACAUCUAUAGUCGUAUGGUCUUCUCGAAUGGUGAAUAUGAUAGUGUCGAUAAAACUUUAACACCUCAACUCAACAUGAAUGUCAACAAUAAUCGCACCGAAUCGGGAGAAUUGAGUGAUUUAAUAAUUAAAUGGCUGACUAUGAGUGCCGAUCAAAUUGUGAUACUUAUACUACUCAUAGCUUUGGUAAUUAAAUUUAUAUUUUUCGAAAAUCGUGAAGAUUUGCAUGAUCAAAUACGCCAAUCGACUGUUACAAUUGCUGCCAAAUCGUCCCAGACUCAGCCGCAACUACUUGAAGCACCCGCAACAAAUAGCACAUCAGACGUGGCAACACUUGAGAAGGCAGAAAAUAAUCACAGCGCCAGCAAUGCUUUGGUGGUGUGUCGGGAUGAAACCACAACAAAUAAAAACAAUUCAACAACAACAAUUGUACCAACAUCCCGACCACGCAUUCCCCUAUUUACCAUUGAAGAACAGAACACAGCAAAUGCCUCUACACAAACGGAAUAUAAUUUAAGUUUGAUCGAUACAAGUGAUGGUGCUGGUGCAAUGUUGUUACCAUUGAGCGAAUGCAAUCAGUUGUCAAAAAUGCGUUCACCACGUUCUCUCGAAGAAUGUCUGGAAAUUUUAAAUUCCAGCGAAGAUGGUAUGUCUGGAGCAGCCAAUUUAACCGAUGAAGAAAUCAUUAACAUUGUCAAUGCUGGUGGUCAAUAUUGUCCUUUGCACAAAAUCGAAACAAUUAUUGAUGAUCCCGAACGGGGUGUUAAAAUACGUCGUCAAAUUAUUAGUGGCCGUGCCAAUCUGUCUGCCGAACGCCUUGAAUGUCUUCCAUAUAAACACUUUGAUUACAAACGUGUUAUGAACGCCUGCUGUGAAAAUGUCUUAGGUUAUGUACCCAUACCCGUAGGUUAUGCCGGUCCCCUGCUCUUAGAUGGGGCCAAAUAUUUUGUACCCAUGGCCACGACAGAAGGUGCUCUGGUGGCCUCCACAAAUCGUGGUUGUAAAGCUUUAUCGGUACGCGGUGUCACCUCGUAUGUCGAAGAUGUGGGCAUGACUCGUGCCCCCUGUGUUCGCUUCGCAAGUGUUACUCGGGCUGCCGAAGCCAAACGUUGGAUAUCCGAUGAACAAAAUUAUCAACGUAUUAAAGCGGAAUUUGAUUCCACGUCACGUUUUGGUCGUCUCAAGGAGUGUCACAUUGCCAUGGAUGGUCCCCAGCUGUAUAUACGUUUUGUCGCCCUCACCGGUGAUGCUAUGGGCAUGAAUAUGGUUUCGAAGGGUGCUGAAAUGGCAUUGAAAUGUAUUAAACGUGAAUUCCCCGAUAUGCAAAUUAUUUCCUUAAGUGGUAACUUCUGUUGUGAUAAGAAACCGGCCGCCAUUAAUUGGAUCAAGGGUAGAGGAAAACGAGUUGUGGCGGAAUGUAUUAUCCCAGCGGCCACAUUGCGUAGUGUCUUAAAAACUGAUGCCAAAACAUUGGUUGAAUGUAAUAAAUUGAAGAAUAUGGGUGGUAGUGCUAUGGCUGGCAGUAUUGGAGGUAAUAACGCCCAUGCCGCCAAUAUGGUAACAGCUGUCUUCUUGGCAACCGGACAAGAUCCAGCACAAAAUGUUACCUCGAGCAAUUGUUCGACGGGCAUGGAAUGUUGCGGUGAAAAUGGUGAUGAUUUGUAUAUGACAUGUACAAUGCCCUCACUGGAGGUGGGUACUGUUGGCGGUGGUACUGGUUUGCCUGGACAAAGUGCCUGUUUAGAAAUGUUGGGUGUACGCGGUGCAAAUAAUGCCCAGCCCGGUGAAAAUGCCAAGAAAUUGGCACAAAUUGUUUGUGCCACCGUAAUGGCCGGUGAAUUAAGUCUUAUGGCCGCUUUGGUCAAUAGUGAUCUAGUCAAAAGUCAUAUGAGACAUAAUAGAUCCUCAAUAGCUGUAAGCGGUAAAGCCACAAAUCCCUUAAACGUUACAGUAUCCAGUUGUAGUAAAAUAAGCUAAAAUUUGUUAAU